UCGAAAGGUUUAUUAACGAAGGUCGUGUUCCGCAUUUAUUGUUUUAUGGUCCACCUGGAACUGGAAAAACUUCAACCAUAUUAGCAUGUGCGAGAAAGUUAUAUGGCGAUGAUUGGAGAUCUAUGGUUCUGGAGCUAAACGCUUCUGACGAGCGAGGCAUAGAAGUUGUCCGUGAACAAAUUAAAAAUUAUGCUGGAACACGUAAAAUGUUUAACGCCGGUUUCAAAUUAAUUAUUCUGGAUGAAGCUGAUGCGAUGACCCAGCAAGCUCAAAACGCGUUGAGAAGAGUUGUAGAAAAAUACACAAAAAACGUUCGUUUUUGCAUAAUUUGUAAUUAUGUCUCCAAAAUUAUUCCUGCUUUGCAAUCUCGAUGUACUCGAUUCAGAUUUUCUCCGAUUGAGCAAGAUCAAGUGAAAUAUCGUUUGGAUUAUAUUAUUCAAAAUGAAAAGGUCAAUAUAACAAAUGAUGGGAUUUCUGCAUUGCUGAAACUAUCAGGUGGUGAUAUGCGAAAGGCUUUAAAUAUUCUACAGGCAUGUCACUCCGCCUAUGAUUUUAUCAAUGAAUCGGUGGUAUAUGAAUGCACCGGAAAUCCUGAACCCAAAGAUGUUGAAUACAUUGUUAAUACAAUGUCAAAAGAUGAAUUCUCAUUAGCAUAUUCCAAUAUUAAUAAGAUGAGAAUCGAAAGAGGUUUUGCUUUACAGGAUAUUUUAACAGAAUUGUUUAAAUAUUUUUUGAACAAACACGACUUUUCUGCUAAUUCGCGAGUUUACCUUCUUGACAAACUUUCACAAAUCGAGCUUGGUACUGGUGGUUCUGAAAAGUUUCAACUGAUGUCGUUGUUAGGAUCAUACAAAAUUGCGAUAAGUAUGGCUAGAAAUGAAAAUGAGAUGGAUUUAGAGUGA
This is a messenger RNA of Dentiscutata heterogama, 902 nucleotides long. Lineage: Eukaryota; Fungi; Glomeromycota; Glomeromycetes; Diversisporales; Gigasporaceae. The record is from the annotation of a GenBank genome assembly.